This is a messenger RNA of Hibiscus syriacus, 561 nucleotides long. RefSeq names its product EG45-like domain containing protein. The coding region runs from base 1 to 396 and encodes 131 amino acids. Lineage: Eukaryota; Viridiplantae; Streptophyta; Magnoliopsida; Malvales; Malvaceae. The transcript is spliced from 3 exons. The record is from RefSeq and is a predicted model, not a curated record.
AUGGCAGCCAUGUUCUUGGCAAUUCUGGUUACUGCAAUGAUAAGCAAAGAAGCAUACUUAGUCCAUGGUGAUAUUGGCACUGCAUCAUUUUAUAACCCUCCAUAUAUACCAACUAAAUGUGAUGGUAACACAGAGGAACAAUUUCCACCCGGGAAUAUGUUUGUCACGGUUAGCGAGGGAUUAUGGGACAACGGCGCCGCUUGCGGCCGGCGUUACAGGUUGAGAUGCCUGAGCGGGCCAAAGAGACCAUGUAAGCAUAGGACCAUUGAUGUUAAAGUGGUGGAUUUCUGCCCUCUCAUGCCAUGUCCCUCGACGAUCAUGUUGUCCAGGGAUGCUUUUGCAGCUAUUGCACAUAAACGUGGAAGGAAAAUCAAUAUAGAAUAUAUACAGGUUUGAGAAGGAAGCCAUCAUUAAUACAACCAUAUGAAAGGGCCAGUUUCAGCCUGUGUAAGAAGAAAAAUGCUUGCAUGAAUGCAUGCAAGGAUGACAUUAGAAAUGUGAUAAAGAUGUUAAUAUCAAGUUUGUAAAUUCUUCCAUUUGUACAAGGGAAAAUAGUAUUAA